Molecule: messenger RNA, 1071 nt
Organism: Drosophila montana
Lineage: Eukaryota; Metazoa; Arthropoda; Insecta; Diptera; Drosophilidae
Gene: Tsp2A
Product: tetraspanin 2A
Exons: 2
Coding region: 171-905 (244 amino acids)
Cellular component (GO): plasma membrane
Source: RefSeq, a predicted model, not a curated record
UGGUCAGGUUGCUGGCUUUGCGAGCGCUUUCGGAGAAGGCAAACCGAUUUCAACGAACGAACCCAGCGGAGCUGUCUUCCCAGAAAGUGUGACAACGCUCUUACGGUGUAUUAAAUAAAAUAACUUCUUUUUUUAUCUGUGUGUAACAAACAAUUUCAAAGCUUUUCAGCAUGGGCAUUGGCUAUGGCGCCGCUGAUGAGCAGCUGGAGAAACAAAUCGGCUGCGUGAAAUACACGCUCUUCUGCUUCAAUAUUAUCGCCUGGAUGAUAUCUACGGCCCUGUUCGCCCUCACCGUCUGGCUGCGGGCCGAGCCGGGAUUCAAUGACUGGCUGCGCAUACUGGAGGCUCAGUCCUUUUACAUUGGCGUCUAUGUGCUAAUCGCCAUUAGCAUUAUCAUGAUGGCGGUCAGCUUUUUGGGCUGCCUUAGUGCCCUCAUGGAGAACACCCUGGCGCUGUUUGUAUUUAUUGGCACACAGAUAUUUGGUUUUGUGUCCACGGUGGCCGGUGCGGCCAUAUUGCUGCAGUACAGCACAAUUAACUCGAGCUUGCAGCCGCUGUUGAAUGUGUCGCUGAGAAGAUUUGUGGCGACAUCGGAAUACACGUACUCCAACUAUGUGCUGACCAUGAUUCAGGAAAAUAUUGGCUGCUGCGGCGCCAGCGGACCAUGGGACUAUCUGGAUUUGCACCAACCAUUGCCCAGCUCCUGCCGCGACACCGUCAGUGGCAAUGCCUUCUUCAGUGGCUGCGUGGACGAGCUGACCUGGUUCUUUGAGGGCAAGACCGCCUGGAUUGUGGGAUUGGCCAUGGUAAUGUCCAUGCUGACGGUCAUCUGUGGCGUUAUGAGCUUUAUCCUGGUCCAGGCCGUCAAAAAGGAGGAGGAGCAGGCCACCAACUACAGACGCUAAAGGCCAGCACCAACCCGAAGCAACAACCAUUUAGUUAGCUAAGUUAACAGCCUAGACGAGCGCAGAGUGCAGAGUUAUGUCCAUGGUUAAUAGAUCAUAAGUUUUCAAUUCGAACAAUAAGUACGUUAAUAAACCAAGAGAAUAAAGCCACCUUUGGCCCACUAAA